Molecule: messenger RNA, 399 nt
Organism: Periconia digitata
Lineage: Eukaryota; Fungi; Ascomycota; Dothideomycetes; Pleosporales; Periconiaceae
Source: the annotation of a GenBank genome assembly
AUUCUCCACGUUUCGCCCUUUCAGGGCUGAAGCUCUGCCCCUGUGUAUCAAACGGGGGAUGCUUGUCAAAAGGCCGUUGAGCCAGUCUGUGCUUACAGGGCUAGCCCCUCCUGCCCCAUGACUAGCUACGUCGAGUGGGCAUGACUUGGGAUAUCCGUGGUGGAAAUGUGUCUCAAAGUGGCCUAUUUCAGCGGCUGUCUUGCGCAAACCUGGCACGCUUGCGGCGGUUGACGUUGACCGUGUCGCUUGCGAGUCGUUGCAAUGACAUGGCCGAAUUGCUAGAGCAGCAUGCCGAAGCCCACUCUCGUUUCGCGCGAAUUGCAAGGAAUCGUGGUGUGGGGAUGCGGGAGGCGUUGCGUGCGUGAAGGGUCCUUUAUGAUCCUCCAAGUGGUCGCCUGU